CCAGGCGAAAAGAAACGGUCUUCUUUGUGUUUGUGUGUGUGUGUGCUUGUGUGUAAAUGGUGGGGAAGGAACUCCGCCUUGUAAUUCCUGUACCUACCUAAUCUCUGAAAUUUCAGCGAUCUCUUGCUCUUGAAUCCUCACACCCAGUCUGCAAACUUCUCUCACAUCAGUUGUUGAAGGAGCUUGUUUUUCCGCAGCAUGAAAUUUUGUUUUUUUGCAGUUGUUGAAGGCUGAGAAUGUGCGGAGGAGAGAAAAAAAGAGAGAGAUUCGUGGUUGUUGAAGGUUGACAAGGUGAGAAAGAGUGGGGAGGGGAGGGGUUUUGGGGACUGUGAUGUCUUUUGGGGGAGAGGAGGACAGGCAAUGGAAUUGUGGAAAAGCCGGAGCGGUGAAUUUGCAGAAGGUGAGUUCCAUUGUUCGUGACAUUGGCGAUCCCUGCCUCUCUCAAUCUCCCAUAAAGGUUGUUAUAGCUGUAAACAAAAUGCUUAAGCCAGAAAAGUGGCAGGCAACUUUUGAUAGUGAUGGGAAGGUUUUUGGUUUCCAAAAGGCACUCAAGUUGAUUGUUUUGGGGGGUGUGGAUCCAUCAAUAAGGCCAGAAGUUUGGGAAUUUCUACUUGGUUGUUAUGCACUAGGCACCACUGCGGAGUACCGUAGGCAACUGCGUACAGCCCGAAGGGAACGUUACAAGGACCUGAUUAAGGAAUGCCAAAUGAUGCAUUCAAGUAUAGGAACUGGUUCACUUGCCUAUGUUGUGGGUUCCAAAGUUAUGGAUAUGAGGACAUCAUCUAAAGAUGAAGGGAGAAGAGAACCUAAAGUGGAAAGUAGAAAAGCUUCUACUGAUAAUACUAAAUAUUUAGGGAAUGAUUGGAAUAAUCAUUGUACAGUUACAUCAUAUGCAAGCCAAAGGGAAAGCUCUAGCAAUUCGGCUGACCUUGUCAGCGUGAGGGCAAGCACAGAUAGUGGAGCAUAUGACUCGUCUUGUUACAUACCUACUUCUGGUCCAUACAACUGCAGUUCCCCAAAAAUAGGGAGAGAAGCAGAUGGAUCACAGUAUGCACCUGAAGAUCGUUUUGAUUUUCCUCUUUUACCUGUCACUGAUUUGUUUGAGAAGAGUGGAGAAAAUAAAAAAUCAUGCGAAUUGCAUGACGAUAAACUUUCUACACAGCGUAAACUGAGAUUUAAAGAUGACAGAAUGCACAGUUUUCAAAUUAAUAACAACGAGGAUCUAAUUAUAGAAUCAAAUGGCUCGCCAUCUCGCAAUAUCUCUAAUUCUAUUAACUCUGAGAUUGAAGUGGUUCAUCCUGAUGCCCAUGAAUCAAUAUUGCCAGCCAAUAAUAUGCUGGACGGAACAGAAAUGGUAAAUCAAUUGAGAAUAUCGGAUGUACCACAAAAGGAAAUGAUAAAUUCAACCACAUCUCAACAAGGGACAGCAAGUGAAGACAGAGUAUCGGAAUGGCUUUGGACUCUGCACCGAAUAGUUGUUGAUGUUGUAAGAACAGAUAGUCAUCUUGAAUUCUAUGAGGAUAAAAGAAACUUAGCUAGGAUGUCAGAUAUCCUUGCUGUUUAUGCAUGGGUUGAUCCUGCAACUGGUUAUUGUCAAGGUAUGAGUGACCUGCUGUCUCCUUUCGUUGUUCUCUUUGAGGAUAAUGCUGAUGCUUUUUGGUGCUUUGAGAUGCUUUUAAGGAGAAUGCGUGAAAAUUUUCAGAUGGAAGGACCAACUGGAGUGAUGAAGCAGUUGCAAGCAUUGUGGAAUAUCUUGGAACUCACAAACAGGGAUAUGUUUGCACACCUGUCCCAUAUAGGUGCCGAAAGCCUUCAUUUUGCGUUCCGGAUGCUGCUGGUACUCUUCCGUCGGGAGUUAUCUUUUAAUGAGGCUCUUUCUAUGUGGGAGAUGAUAUGGGCUGCUGAUUUUGAUGAAUCAAUGGCAUACAAUUUAGAGGAGAACUGUCUGGAAGCAUUACUAGUGCAGCUUCCAAGGGACUCUGGACUGGAAAUGAGUGAAGAAAGCACAGAAAAUGAUAACGGUACUGUGAAGGUUGGUGGCUCACAAUUAAAUCAUGGAAAUGUAGAGCGAUCCAUGCCUGACAACAAUGGAAUGAAAUCAAUAUCAUCCCGUCCCUUUUGUGGCUUGACAAGGAAUUUCUGGUCAAAGAAUGAUCGGAUGCAAAUCUGCACUGUAAUCUCUUCAACUGGGAAUGGACAUAAUGAACUACCAGUCUUCUGUGUGGCAGCAAUUCUUAUUAUGAACGGUCAGAAAAUCAUAAGAGAAACUCAUUCGUUUGAUGAUAUGAUAAAGAUAUUCAAUGAUAACAUGCUGAAGAUCAAUGUCAAAAGGUGUAUACGCACAGCAAUAAAACUUAGAAAGAAGUACCUCUACAAGCUAAUCAAGAGAAAGAGCCCUGCAGCUCAGAAUCAAGAGAAAGAGCCUGCAGCUCAAAAUCAAGAGAAAGAGCCUGCAGCUCAGAAUGAGGACUAGGGCUUUUUCUAUUUUGCAAAUGGGUAUACACUCAUGGCAACACAGAAAUUGCACUGAGAAGUAUUUAUAGACCGGGAUUUCAAGUUGGAGAAAAUGCUGUUAUUUGGAUUUCCUGCAAGGGAAGAUUCCAAAGCUGAAGUGCUUUUGCAUUUGAAGAUUCACCCAGUUUUUCGUACCUCCAUUAUCUCAUUUUUGCAAGCUAGUGGAAUGAUUGAAAGUGGGAAGAAGUUCCUUUGUUUGAUGCACCCCAGGUCUGAUUAUUUAGCUAUCAUCGAUCUCACAGGUUAGGCGAAAUCCCUUUUUUGUUUUUUUUUUACCAUAUAUUCAGAGAUGUAUCAACAAUUUUGACUGCUUAUACUUUUGAGACUAUUUGGGGGGCAAAAGAAAAAGAAAAAAGAAAAGAAAAAGAAAAAGAAAAGAAAAGAAAGAGAAAUCAAAGUUAUUGAAAAGUUAUCCUUUAUCCUUUUGGUUUAAAUGUGGGAUA
Corylus avellana is the source of this 2957-nucleotide messenger RNA. Its product is annotated as rab GTPase-activating protein 22. The record is from RefSeq and is a predicted model, not a curated record. NCBI's taxonomy places the organism in Eukaryota, Viridiplantae, Streptophyta, Magnoliopsida, Fagales, Betulaceae. Gene Ontology annotation, biological process: activation of GTPase activity. Gene Ontology annotation, molecular function: GTPase activator activity.